Messenger RNA from Schizosaccharomyces osmophilus, 318 nucleotides. RefSeq names its product helper of TIM Hot13 (gene hot13). Lineage: Eukaryota; Fungi; Ascomycota; Schizosaccharomycetes; Schizosaccharomycetales; Schizosaccharomycetaceae. Gene Ontology annotation, cellular component: mitochondrial intermembrane space. The transcript has a single exon. Gene Ontology annotation, biological process: protein import into mitochondrial intermembrane space. Bases 1 to 318 code for a protein of 105 amino acids. The record is from RefSeq and is a predicted model, not a curated record. Gene Ontology annotation, molecular function: zinc ion binding.
AUGAGCGCAACACCAACUAUACGUGGUUUGCUGGUAGAUGACUGUUCUCGCUGUCAGCAUUAUCAUAGUGAACUGGACAUUGUAGCAUUACGCUGUCUUGCGUGCAAAGAGUUUUACGCUUGUUUUACUUGCCAUAACACUCUGGAAUCUCAUCCUUUUGAGCCAUGGAAGGAAACACCAAAUAUGUUCCCUGUUUUGUGUGGAGCAUGCAAAUAUAGCUUGACAAAGAACGAAUAUCAGCAAGCCAGCAGUUGCCCAAAUUGCAAGCGACCAUUCAACCCGAAUUGCCAAAUGCACAAAAGCUAUUACUUUGCAUAA